AUGUUAAUGUUAGGUAAAAUAGCUCAUAUUGGAAUUGAUUUAUGUAUAGUUUCCGGUUUUUUAGCAGGAGUUCAUAGAUCAACUGGAUUAACUCCCAAUUUAAAUACCAUUGAAAAUGAACAAUUGAAAUAUUAUGUUACUAAGUAUUUAGAUAUUGGUGAAUCAAUGUUUGAUUUUAGUGUUGGUUAUUUUAAUAGUUCAACUCAUUUCCUGAGAAAUAAUAGAAGUGAUAAGUAG
This is a messenger RNA of Hemisphaericaspora subhashii, 237 nucleotides long. RefSeq lists its product as uncharacterized. The record is from RefSeq and is a predicted model, not a curated record. Gene Ontology annotation, cellular component: cytoplasm. Lineage: Eukaryota; Fungi; Ascomycota; Pichiomycetes; Serinales; Debaryomycetaceae. Bases 1 to 237 code for a protein of 78 amino acids. The transcript has 2 exons.